AUGCGAUUCAUGUGGUUAUAUAAAGGGAAUGGCGGUUUCGAGUUUCCACUUAGCAAGCAAAAACAUAGGGAGAAAGGGAAGUUACUUCGUAGAGCAAACAUGACUGCCACAUUUCCUGAAAUGGCUCGAACAGUAUCUUUUGGUCUUAUGUCGGACAGCAAAUCUCGAUCUCAGAGCCAAAGAAGCCAUUCUGUGGUGAGCAUUGCUCUCUACAACGAAAAUGGGGAAGACGAUAUUGUGGAGAUCGAUGAAGCUGACGAUGUUUCUCAGGAACCUAUAGACUCUCGUAUUUCCUCGUGCAAUUGCUCUAUUGAAAAUGAUAUGAGAGUUCGCAGACAAUCAAUUGCAGAUCGUGUUAACAGACGUCGAAACACAGAAUUCGCUUUUGAAUUUACCCGCGUAGAAGCUGCCGGCAGAGCCAAAGAAUUCCUUCGACUUUUAGAGGAGCAUUCUCGACUUGUACAUUCUGUUCAGUUCUGGUCCACUGCCGCAGCUAUGCAGGAUAAUGCCAAGCCAUUUUCCGUUAAAUUCAAAUUAGACUCUCAGAACACAACUCCUACUGAAACGCAGAAGGACCCAUGA
Molecule: messenger RNA, 582 nt
Organism: Rodentolepis nana
Lineage: Eukaryota; Metazoa; Platyhelminthes; Cestoda; Cyclophyllidea; Hymenolepididae
Source: the annotation of a GenBank genome assembly